AUGUUUCGCUUCGCGAGAGCUCAUGCCUCUCACGGCCGGCCUCUCGUGGCCAGCGUUGUCCCCCGGCCAUCGCCAGCGCUCAACCGUCCACAAGCCGUCGCGACGGGCGUAAGAACCAUUCAACGGGCUCCAACCGGAAAUCGCAAAGCCCGUCCAGACCCCAGCCUAAUAAAUGAGAGAGCGCCCAUAAAGAUCCAAACACUGACGAUACCCAAACGCUCCAACGCUCUCUUCCGCAUGUUGUGGAAGACGCUGGAAAUCCCCGACGGCGACCCCGACGAGACAUACAAAAUGUACAGCGCCUACCUGUCGGCCCUCGCCCAACGCAGGGAAAACAAGAAUUGGGAGUCCAACUUCCUUGCACAGACAAGGGCGAACGGCGCCGACAUCCACAACCUGGCCCUCUUGAUCCUGGACUUUCCCAACAUGCGCGAGGAGGAGAAGGACCUCUUCUUCCACGUCCUCAACACGGCUGCCGGCAUCGGCUACGACGCCUCGGCCCUGUCCCUCGGCCGGACCCUCAUCCACAACAGCGUGCCCAGGACCUCCCCGUACUCCUACUGGGCGCCCCAAUGGGGCCACAUGCGCGACCACGUCGACUACCUCAUCAAGCUCGGCCGCGACGCCAAUGCCGUCGUCCUCGAGGGCAUGCUGGCCCUCAGCCACAAGACCGAAGAGAAAGACCGCAAGGCCCUUGCCGCCUUCCAGCGGGCGCGCGUGCUUGGCGACGAGAUGACGUACUUCGACUGGGAGGCGGGCUGUCUCACGGGCAUGGCCGAGGCGUACAAGCGCCUGAAAAUGCUGAAAGAGGCCCAUAACACAUACCGGCUGCUGGCGGACAAGGGUUACGCGGAUGGGGUGUACGAGCUGGCCAUGACGGCCCCGGAAAGCAGAGACUAUCUCCCUCGUCUAACCAGGGCGGCCGUCUCUGGAUACAGAAAGGCUUUUCAGCCUCUUAUGAGCGAGCAUCUGAGGCUGUCAAGCGAGUACAGGAAGAAAGGUGACGAAAAAAACGCGGAAGAGCACCUGUUUUGGGCGGCGGAAUAUGGAAAUAUUAUCAAAUAUAGGAGGACUGUGAAAUAG
Molecule: messenger RNA, 1083 nt
Organism: Colletotrichum gloeosporioides
Lineage: Eukaryota; Fungi; Ascomycota; Sordariomycetes; Glomerellales; Glomerellaceae
Exons: 2
Coding region: 1-1083 (360 amino acids)
Source: RefSeq, a predicted model, not a curated record